Dictyostelium discoideum AX4 is the source of this 2568-nucleotide messenger RNA. RefSeq lists its product as hypothetical. NCBI's taxonomy places the organism in Eukaryota, Evosea, Eumycetozoa, Dictyosteliales, Dictyosteliaceae. The coding region runs from base 1 to 2568 and encodes 855 amino acids. The record is from RefSeq and is a predicted model, not a curated record. The transcript has 4 exons.
AUGAUCAAUUUUUUUUUAAUUUUUCAAAAAAAAAUAUCUUUGCCAUUUUUUCCCUUUUUUUUCCGGCCUUUUUUUCAAUUUUUAUUUUUUUUUCACAAAAAUAAACAACAAAUGUCUGAACUAAAUGAAGAACAAAUAAAUAAUUUAAAUUAUUUAUUUUGGAAAGUUUUUAAAAAUAAAAUCUUAUUUAAACAAAUAUUUAAAGCAUCCUCAUUUAAAUUAGGAAUCUAUUCCUAUUAUGAAUGUAACAAAUAUGAAUGGAUGGUAAGGAAUGGAUAUCUAGAAUUAUUAAAAGAUAAAGUUUUUAGAAAUGAUAAAAAUUUAAUAAUAGAUAAAAACUAUAUGUUUACAGUUUUUAAAACUGAUAAUCAAUCAUUCUUUUCAACUUUAUUUAAAAACUACUCACAUUUAAUCUUUGAAAAAGUUGAAAAACCAACACCAUCAUCAUCAUCAUCAUCAUCAUCAUCAUCAUCAUCAUCAUCAUCAUCAUCAUCAUCAUCAUCAUCAUCAUCAUCAUCAUCAUCAUCAUCAUCAUCAUCAUCAUCAUCAUCACCACCACUAUCAACAUUUCCAAAUCUAGUUGAAUCCACAACUAAUAGUUAUGGAUCACUUGAUAUAUCAAGAUACCUUUUAAAUGAUAAUCUAAAAUCAAAUGAAAAAAAUAGAUCUAUUGAACCUGACCAAAUUCAAAUUUCAAAAAAUACUAUUGAAUUGAUUAUUAAAAAUAAUAAUUUAUCAGCAUUUCAAGUGAUAACUAAUAAAAAUAUUAAAUAUGAACCAACAUUUUCAAAUUUAGUUGGGUCAAUUAACUAUGGAUCAUUUGAUAUAUCAAAAUACAUUUUAAAUAAUUAUUCAAAUGAAUUUAAUAAAUUUCAAACUGAUCAAAUUUGGGAACUUUCAAUUGGAUAUAAGUAUUUAAAAAAUGAUUUAAAUUUAAUAACCUCUAAAGAUAUUGAACUAUAUAUUAAAAAAUGUAAUUUCUUUUUUUCAAAUAUUUUAAAUAAUGGGUCGUCAAUAAAAUUAACAAUUCCUGAACCCCCUAAAGUUGAAUAUGAUCGUAUAUAUCUAAUUGAACUUUGUAAAAAUAAAAAGAAUCUACCAAAAUCAAAAAAUAAUAAAUUUGUACGUGCUAAAUUUCUUAAUAAUCUUUUAUAUCCAAUUGAUAAUAAUCCAAAUAAUUGUCCACAAAUAAAAGAAAUUAAUAAAAAUUUAAAAAAAUUAAGAGAUAACUAUAGAGGAAUAAUUUAUGAAUUAUCAGUUGACCUUAUAAUUAAUAUAUGUUUAAACAUUUUAAAUAUAUUAAAAUAUCAAAAUUUAUCAUUUGAAUUUUCAAAUGAAUUUUUACCAUCAUUUAUUAUCAAAGAGAAUGAAUUAAAUAAUAUGAAAUUAAAAUAUAGUUGUUCAAAUAUUAUUUGUGGUGAUUUUGAUUCAAAUAAUCAAGAUAUUAAAAGAUUAUUAAUAAUGGUUGUAUAUUUUACAAGGGAUAUAAAUAAUUAUGAUUUCAUUUUAAUGAAAUAUUUUAAUAAUGAAACUAAUAAUGAAAAUUUAUUACCAAUUGAUUUUGCAAUUUAUAAUGAAAAAAGACUCACUAUUCCAAUAUCACCUUUUAAAUAUUGUAAAAAUGAUGAUGAUAAUAAUGGAGAAAAAAUUAAAAAUUAUAUUAAAAAAUCAAUUCAAUCAAUUAAUGAUCAAUCAAUUAAUCAAAAUAAAAAAUACUCAAAAAAUCAAUUAUUAGAAAUUUGUUUUAAAUUUGAUGAUUUAUCAUUAAUUGAAAUGGUUUAUAAUGAAUUUCAAAAUGAUUUUAAUUUUCCAUUAUUAGAAACAUUUGAAAAUAUUAAAUCAAUUAAAGUAUUUGAUUAUGUAUUUAAUAAAUUACUUGAUAACAAUAAUAAUAAUAAUAAUAACGAUUAUUUAGAUAUUUUACAAUAUAUAAUUUGUAAUAAAUUUGAUUUAGCAAGUUAUUUCAAACUAAAUUAUUCAACAUAUUAUUAUUUAUCAAUUGAAAGAUUUUCAAUUUCAUUUUUUAAAAAAAAAUUACAUUAUGAAUCAAUGGAAUUUGUAUAUAAUAAUUUCUUUGAUUUUAGUAAUGACCAAUUUGAUCAAUUUCAUAAUUUACAUCAAUUAGUACAUCAUUAUUUAAAUUAUAAUAAAAAAGAAAUACAUAGGUUAUCAAAUUUAUUAAAGAAUGAAUCAAGUUUUAAUUUAUUAAAAUAUGGUAAUCCGGCAGUAUUAUUCUAUCAAUUAAAUUAUUUAUAUGAUUAUAAUUUCGAUAAAUUUAAUGAAUGUUUUCAAUUUGUACCUAUAAAUAAAAAAUUUUAUUUUUAUUAUCUCAAAGGUGAAUUAAAAGAAAUGAUUGGUUGGAAUUUAAUUCAAAAAAAAACAAAUAAUAAUAAUAAUAAUAAUAAUAAUAAUAAUAAUAAUAAUAAUAAUAAUAAUAAUAAUAAUAAUAAUAAUAAUAAUAAUAAUAAUAAUAAUAAUAAUAAUAAUAAUAAUAAUAAUAAUAAUAAUAAUAAUAAUAAUAAUAAUAAUAAUAAUAAUAAUAAUAAUAAUAAUAAUAAUCAAAUAUAA